Molecule: messenger RNA, 957 nt
Organism: Strongyloides ratti
Lineage: Eukaryota; Metazoa; Nematoda; Chromadorea; Rhabditida; Strongyloididae
Product: Immunoglobulin-like fold domain-containing protein
Exons: 2
Coding region: 1-957 (318 amino acids)
Source: RefSeq, a predicted model, not a curated record
AUGACUACCAUUUGUAAUGAUAAUAAAAUUUCUAUAAAAAAGAAUAAUAAAUUAUUUUUUUUCUAUCAUCCUGUCAUUGAAACAUCUAAUGGCAAAUUAUAUCAAUUAAUAUGUUAUGUUUAUGCCAUAAAUAAACCAAAAAUUAUUUGGAAAACAAUAGAUACUUUUAUUAUUAAUGAUUUAAGAUACAAAAUAAUUUUAAAUGACUUAGGUAAUAAUCAUUAUAUUUGUACACUUGAAAUAAUCAAAGUACCAGAUGAAAAAAAUAAAGAAAUACAUUGUGUUAUUAAGAAUGAUGAUGGAACAAUUUAUUCAACUUUCAAUCUUCAUUUUUUAGGACACUAUAAACCAAUUAACAUACUUCAUGGUGAUUUAUGUAUUCAUAAUAAUUUUAAAAAAAUAUCAUUUGAACAUUAUUUUACAACAUCUGAAUUAACAACAAUUAGCUUUUUUGGAUUUCAAAUGAAUAAACAACAAGAUAAAAUAACUUCUUUUAAACAUUUAUUUAAAAAUAUACAUUCUAAUUGUUGGUUAAGUUGUAUAACACUUCAAUUUAUAGAUUUACCAAAAGAAAAUAUGUUAUUUUACAGUAUCAUUAAAAAUAUGGAUGAUAAAAUUAUUAGGGCAAAAUGUUUUAUUGUUAUACCAAAAGAUAAUAUACCAAUACUUUUAAAAAGUUUUCAAUUUUUAUCACCAAGAAGUGAUAUUUUUGAAAUAAAUUUACAUGUAAAAUAUCUAUCUAAAUCAUAUCCUUCUGUAAGAUGGUUUGGAAAAAGAGGUCAAUUAAUUGUAGCUGGGGAUAUGAUAACAAUUUUAAAUCAUAAAUGUGCUCAAAUAAAUGAGUAUGAAACAAUUUUAAAGAUAAGAUCAUCUUUUGGUAGUGAAAAUAAUAUUUAUUACUGUUUGGUACAAAAUUUGUCUGGAUAUUUUAAUGUUUCAUUUACAUGCAAUUACUAA